CUUGCUAAAGCAGUUUUUGCGCUAGUCAUGGUUUUUGUAUUAUGAUGUACGCAUGCGUGACGCGAAGGACAAAUUCAGCUAUACGCCCGAGGCAGCUGUGGUGGAGAGUAGGCUCCUAGCAAGGGUCAUGGGGUAAUGCCGGCUAAUCGUGUCGAUCCUAGUGUAGUGGCGACAGGGAAUCAAGGUCGUUGGUCGCCUUGAGGAGGUGCGUGCAUGUGAUAAACGUCCGGUUAGCCAUUGGACGCAGCUGGCCGUUAAAAGGUGUUUAGCGUUCACGAAGGCCGUUGAGAAUACCAGCUUUAUUCGUCAUUGGCCUCGACCUGUGUCCAGACUUGAGAAGAGUUUGCGCGAUGUAGUGAUCGACAUUUAUACUCUAGUCGCCCAUAUUUCCCACGCGACAAUGCUCCUAGAUCCCGAUCCUAGGAUCCUUACCCUUGUAGAGACCAUGAUGUUGCUCAAUGCGGGGGCUCGGGCUCACUACGCGCGUUCUUGGUCGCAGCCAUCGGUUUUUGAAGGGACGACGAGCGCCAAAUCAAUUCCAAUAAUGUUUGAGUGUCGAGAUAAGAGCACUGGGCCGCUCUUGACAAGGACUUAUCAAAAUGCGGAGGCCAGCGGAAGCAAGACCAGGGUGCCAGAAAAGAUUGACAGGAGACAUUUUUCGCCUCGGUCGGUUACACUAGCGCCAUCAUCGCUUCCCCUUUAUGCAUUCCCACUUCCAAGGCUAUGGACCUUUCUCUCCGUAUCACACCAUCAACCUGGUAAGCUUUGGGUUAAGCCUCGGGGUUUGGCUUGUUCAGGAUUCGAUAUUAACGUCGCUUGCGUUGGUACACUAACCAGACUACCCGCUCACUUGCCAGUAAACGACGCCGGCCUUGCUUCCUCAUUGAUUGACGGAGUGUCGAAGCCGAUGUGCAUUAAUCAGGAAGAUGGUGCCUAUUCGUACCGACUCCGUAUCUUCCCUGCUUGGUAGUCUUGUCGUUAAAAGUCGUCUUGUACGAAAUAGGUGUCACUUCAUGCUGAUCGCGUCCAGCAUGGACUCGUCAGAUGCUAUUUACGCUCGCGUUCGGCAGUAAGAUAGAGACCAUGGACCAAGCCGU
This is a messenger RNA of Cucurbitaria berberidis CBS 394.84, 1097 nucleotides long. RefSeq lists its product as uncharacterized. NCBI's taxonomy places the organism in Eukaryota, Fungi, Ascomycota, Dothideomycetes, Pleosporales, Cucurbitariaceae. The transcript has a single exon. The record is from RefSeq and is a predicted model, not a curated record. The coding region runs from base 401 to 970 and encodes 189 amino acids.